CAAAUCUUACUCUUACAUUGCUCAGUUAUGCCUAAAUACUUAUAGUUUGUUAAAUUCGUGAGCUACUCGCUCACGAAGAUUGACGUUAAUUAUUACUUUAAAAAGUGUAUCGUUUUGUGAUAUCGUUUCCCCACGUAAUAUACAUAAAUAAAGUUUGUUUCGUUGAAGAAAAGAUGACGUGCGAAGUGUCAAAUUGUUGAAGAGACGACGCUGAUGAAAGAAGUUUAUCGUAUGAAAUAUUGCAUCCAGCUGGAUUUAACGUCCGUUCGAGAUUCUAUUUCAAACUGAGAUAAUUCGAUGUCAUGAAUUUAUUAAGUGGCAAUCUCUUCUUCUUGUGAUGUUUUAGAUAUUGCAACUUGGUAAACAAUUAAAUGCACAGUAGAAUCCUCAAAACAACAGUAAUAAAUGGGGAAAGUCAAAAAAAGGUCGAUAUUGCUGCAUAGCAAUCCUUCUCAGAAUGUGAUACGCAACCUUAUGUUAAGAGAUUUAGGUCUUCAUAGUAUAAACAAAACUAGUGCACGAGAACUUGAAUCUAUAGCGGAAACAAAUCUUGUUUUGAAGAGUCAUAGAGAGUUGAAAUGCGAUCUACCUGGGAUUCCUAGAGCUACUUUUUUAAUGGUCUUUAGUCCUGAUGGGACUAAACUAGCAUCUACACAUGGAAAUCACAAUGUAUAUAUUACAGAAGUUAAGACAGGAAAAAAUAUAAGAACCCUUUCUGGUCAUCCACGUACACCAUGGUGUAUAGCUUUCCAUCCAUCUUCAAGUCAAAUAUUAGCUUCUGGCUGCCUCGGUGGUCAAGUUCGUGUAUGGGAUUUAAGUGGAGGUAGCGAAAUAUGGAAUGCUGUAAGUCAUACUGUUAUUGCAUCUCUUGCAUUCCAUCCAUCCGAACAGUUGCUCGCAAUAGCAACUUUCAAUGAAAUUCAUUUUUGGGACUGGAGCAAAUCCGAACCUUUUGCAGUAGCUUCAACAGGAUCGGAUCAAGAAAAAGUGAGGUAUGUAGCAUUUGAUAAUCUUGGAAGAAAAUUAAUCACAGGUAUCGCUAAUAUUUUACCAUAUCGACCAAAGAAAGACCGUCCUCCUUUAGAACAACCGUACAGAACCCUUUUAAGGUAUAUCAUAAGAAAUCAACUGGAAGGCAUUCAAGAUCCUGAAGCAAUACCACGAUAUCAUUUAUGGGAUACAACACUUCGUCAAUUUAGAAUGAUGAAUAGUUAUACGAGAAGAACACAAAACUUUAAUAAUGCAUCUGAUCUCAGAGCUGUUAGAAUGCCAAGAAAUCCUCCUAAUACAUCAGAGGUAUUACCUGACUCAAGAGACAGACAAAGAAAUUCCGCUUCAUUAAGAAGAGUAUUCGAUGAAAUUGUACGAAAUUUAUGCUCCGAGCAUGUAUAUAAUACAGAAAAUGUGCACGAUGAAACUUUGGACGAUGAAAAUAGUGGAGAACAAUCUGAGAAUGGAUAUUGGCUUCUUGAAGAAAAUAGUAAUUCAGAUUCGAAUCUUGACGAAGCAAGUACGAGUAAUGCUUCUAAUUCAAGAAGAUGGACUAGUCGUUGGAUUCAAUUAGACUCGUCCAAUAGAAAUUAUAAUAAUAAUAAUCGUACAUCUUCGCUCGUUGAACCAACGCAUACAAGAUUUACAUCCGAUGAAAUAAUUCAAAGGGCUCAGAAUAGGCUUUCUAAUAGAAAUCAAAUAACUCUGACAUCUGCUAAUUCUUUAAGCUACGAACAACCACCAUUAUAUCCAUUCAGAAGUUUACAAGAAAGUCAAUUUAGAAGAUUAGUACAACGUACAGUAUCAGAUGCUAAUCCUUCCAGUAGUUCGAUUAAUCAUCAUCAACAACAACCUGUAAAUCCUCCUGCGAAUACGAAUAACGUAUCAAUGAAAAGAGAAUAUUCAAGCACAAACAACGAUACUAAUACACAAGAAACAAAUAUACCUCGAAAAAAAGAAAGAACAGAAGGUGAAAGUUCAACGGAAAAUCAACAACAAAGAGAAAAUAAUCAAGCUGAAAAUCAAUUAAGAGGUAAUAAUGUUCGUUCUGAACGAUUAAGUCGUAAUACGAAUGAAUCUAAUGCUAAUAUUAGAGAUAUAGGCGGGGAAGGAUUUAGAAGAUGGAGAUUAUCCCUUAAUCGAGAUGUCGGUCUUCAUCCUUUGGAAAUUAGACUUAGAAUACGUCUUCUUGGACGGCGGAUAGAUACUAUGCAACGUUUAUGUAGAGCUAGAAUAGAAAUUGCCCAAUUACAGCAAGUGCGUAGAAUGUGGGAAGACUUGCAAGAUCAAAUACGUUCGCUCCACGUAACUGUACGAGUUGAAGGACAAAAUAAUAAUCGUGAAACAUCAGCAGGACAAUCUAAUAUAAGUACAAACGCUAGGCCUUCGACUUCUGGACAGAAUUCUUCUUCAAUGUCAACAGAUUCCCAAGGCGAAUCUACUAAAAAAUUUAACAAGACUCUUUUAGAAAGUUUUAAGAGAGAGAAUAGUGAGACUGGUAAUACUAAAGUAUGUGAUCAAAAUCAACCUUCAACAUCUACAGGAAUAACAAGUUCAUCAAAAUUUGUCAAUAGUGAUUCACAAAAUCAUAGUAACAGUAACGAUGAGACAGAAAAUUCUACUAACAUACGGUUAUCAAAUUUAUUACCAAGCGAAUCUGAAUUACGUGAUAUGGAGACGCAUAAUUUAUCUAAUAUAUUGGACAAUCUGUUCUCGCAAUGUCAGAAUUGUAAUCUUCCUGAUAAUUCACAGUACACAAAUAAUGCGAUAAAUGAUCAUACUUAUUCUAAUUUAACAAAUAACGAUGGAAAUGUACAGUUACCAAGUAUUUCAAGUCUUGUUUCUAAUAUUGGAAUUGCAUCUAAUUUACAAACUAUUUCUUCAAUUACUACUGCAACUUCUCAAACACCUAACGUUUCGCAUUUAGUUAAUAACCAAGUAAAUAAUCCAAGUUCUGUUACAAAUGAAACAGCGCAGACAAGUGAUAACGUAGAGUAUUCUUCUGAAGAUGUAAAUACGCAACUUAAUAAUAAUAACACUAAUAAUAAUGAAUACGUUAAUACUAAUAUAGAAGAUUCAUCUAAUAUUUCGGAAAAUUUAAAUCAAAGAAUACAAUCCGAGUCAUCGUCGUCAAAUAAUAUCAAUUCACAAAACAGACCACAUAUAUUCCAAAGAAUUCUUAAAUAUGGACAACGAACGUACUUAAGAAAUUCAAGAUUAUCGCCACUGGCAACUAAAAGAGGUUCCAGAUCACAUUCAAGCAAUGAAAGUAGUUCUCGUGAAAAUGUAAGAAGGCCAUGGCAUUCGCGUAGAAAUCCUCCCAACAUAUGCGACAGUACAUCCAAUGAAAAUAGUAGUGAAAGAAACCAAGUGCAAAGUACUUCAGAAUUUUUACAAGUAAUGAUACUUCGAUUGGAAUUUUUAGUACGUCAACAAAGAUUUCUUGCUCAAAAUAAUAAUAUCAGUAGGAGUUUUGAUAGUAACAAUCAAAUGGACAAUAUUUUUAAUAGUGAAAACGAAGAAAUUGAACAAAUUCGUGAGGCAACUCGUCUUCAAGCUAGACAAGUUCUUAGUUUGAUGGUAGGAGGUUUAACGCAGUUUAUUCAAAUGAACAGACCUGAAAAUGGAUCGCAAAGUAAUAUGCUUUACGAACAAAUCUAUAAGAUGUAUUUUUUACUACACUUAGCAUUAGAAUUAACGGAUUUGUUAUUAGCUCAAUUGGUAUCUACGAGACAAGAAUUAGAGUCUAGUCAAUAUGGACCGUAUGGUUCUGAUCUCUCGUCUCAGAGUAAUAAUAGGACAGAAAUACCUCGAAGUAAUAAUCUAGAUAAUCGUUUACAAACGGAAGAAUAUAAUUCGAGGAACAACGUACAAGUAGUAUCGGAAAAUAAUGACGAAACAGAAAUUUUUGAAAGAAAUAUCGAUGCAGAAAAUCCUAGAACGUCGCUUGAGAUAAAUCAAGCAAACACAGAAGAUCUUUUUUCAUUACAAACUAAUAGAAAUCGUCAGAACAUGGCAGAACGAUUGAAAAGAUUGUUCUUUCAUCCGCAACAACUUGAUACGGAAUCGCAAAGUAAUACUAACGAAGAACGUCAAAAUUUGAAUCAUCUAACUUCACAUGUUAACAAUUCUAUAAAUACUGAUAACACUGCUACUUUUACCACUCAAAAUCAUGAGUUUCAGCAAGCAGGUACAAGCACUGCUAAUAAUUUAUCGGAACAUGCAUUGUCUGUUGAGAUACAGAAUAUUAUUGAAAGGAUUCAAAACAAUAGUUCUACUAGUACCGAUAGCUCGACAGAAAAUAGUAGAAGGCGAAGUAAUUUAUAUCCCUUAAGUAAUAGCAUUACCUACAGAAAUAAUGGUUCUCGUGAGUUACGUGGUUCUCACGAGGCUAGUAAUACAACUGUUAAUAGAAGAGGACUUAGAAAUUAUUGGCAAUAUACGUCAAUUGGACUUAAUCAGUAUUUAAACGAAAACGAACAAAGAAAUCAAAGAUUAAAUUGGAGUAAUCUUAUUCAAAACGAACAAAAUGCUAGAAGACCGUUGAGUUAUCAGGGACCUGGUUUGCCACCACCAAUAAUAAGGAGAGUCUCAGCACCUUUUCGUGGCUAUGUUAAUAGAUACCUUCAAAGGGAUCGUAUUAGACGUAGAAUAUCUUAUAGAAAUGGAGUAUCUCGCAGACAAGAAUUAAAUGUUCCAGUUAUACGAGUAAAUGGAAUACCAUUGAAUGAAUUACGUAAUUUGCCAGGAAGUCAAAGAAGGAGACACAUUACUCCGUCUCAUAUUCUUCCACCAUACUUAAUUGAUAGUUUUCCUAAUGAUGUUGAAAGAAAUGGUAAUAACAAUAACAAUAAUAUUAAUAAUAGUAAUAAUAAUAAUAAUAAUAGUAAUAAUAAUAAUUAUUAUCAUCAACCUGGACCAAGCUCGAUAUAUCCAUAUCAUAAUAGAACCAGGAAUCUGCAUCAAAUAUUAAGUCCAAUAGUUUUGGCACAAGCUAUGUGGCGUAAUCGUACAUUCGGGCGUUAUUCUGAAUUUGGUAUUAACUAUCCACCAUCUAGAAAUGCUAGUAGUAAUAUGACUGGAAGAGGAGGUAGUGGCGGAGGUGGAGGUGGUGGAGGCGGGGACGGAGAUGGUGAUGGAGGAGGAAUAAGUGGUGGAGGACAAGAUACUGGAAAUGAUGAUAGUGAUGAUAUCGAUCUUGGAGAUCAUCACAUACCAGUAACUAUGACAGUUAAUAGCAUUGAAACUCAAACUUAUCGGGUUCAAGCAUGGGAUUUUUCUAACGGUGAAAUUCCAGACCUAACUGAUCCAAAGAAAAAUAUUGUUGUCCACGAAUGUAAGAUUCAUAACGAUGCAAGUAUUGAUAUUUCAUCCGAUGGAAAAAUGAUAACAACGUUACUGUCAUCGCCAGGAGCACAUAAUAUCGGGACAAAUUUAGGUAUAUACAGUUUGCAAUGGGAAACUUUAGGAGAAAAAAUUUAUUCGACAAAAAUAGAUCAAACAGUUGUAUCUGUAUCAAUGUCACCAACAAAGCAACAUCUUUUAGUUGGUUUAGCAUCGCAAAGAAUUCGUCCAAGAGGAUUUCUAAUGGCAUUAAUUUACAAACUCACUGAUAAAGAAUCUACUAAAGAAAAACAAUGUAUAGUAGAACAAAUAGACCCAGAAUAUUAUAACGAACACAGUGAUUCAUAUAGAACGGAUGAGUUUGUACAUGGUACUGAUAAUGUUGGUAAUCCAAGACCAAACAAUGACGACAUCAAUAGACAGGAUCAAGAUUGGCGCCAUCGUAGCAUAAGAACUGAUUUGGAUAUUAAAGAUAAUAAAAGAAAUAUGGUGCUUAUUAGAAAACUGUUGCUAUAUAUUCCAGGAAGUACUGGAUAUGUUAGUUUAAAUUGUAUAAGAUGGGCACCACAACCUGGCCAAGGAAUGGUUUAUGCUACAAAUACAGGCCAAUUAAAUAUUCUCCAUUGAUGUAUCUGUGAGAAUGUGAUCCGAUAUUUUAUUCUAUAUAUGUUAAUAAAUUUAAGUUAAGUUAAUAUAUUAAUUAAAUUACGUUGGAAAUAAUAAAGUGAAAUUGUAGAUUUGUGAAAAGGAAAAAAUUCAAAAAAGGAAAAAAAUUUCCUGAAACGUAUUCACGAUAUGAUGUGAAUUAGUCAAGUAUAUAAUAUGUCAUUUACGAUUGUAAUAUCUUUUUUCUUGUAGAUUGUAAAAGAUUAAAAAAAAGUACCGUGCCGCGUAUAUGAUAUCAGUGUUCUUAUCAUAAUGAAUUUCAGCUCCGUACUCGUAGUUUAAAGAAAAGAAAAAAAAAACAGAAAAAUGGCGCAAAAUUCCGCGAGGGGCUGUGCCUUAAAUUUUAAUUUUUAAAAAGCAUUGUUAUUAAAUUUUUAUGUUCUAUGGGGAGAAAGAGAGAUUGUAAAAACAUAGAAUAUGACGGAUAAAUGUAUCGAUAUAUAUGCAUUUGAUUAAUAUGUUAAUAUAUAGUUUGUAAGUUCACUACAUUUGAAUAAUUUAAUAGUAUAUCCAAUUUAUAUUGCCUGACUGACUUUUAAUUAUGAUCUGAACAUCAUUUUAAUUGUGAUAACUUGUAGGAAUAAAAUCCUCUUUAAUUAUAAGAAAAUCAUCACACACGAUAUCAAUAUGUAUUUGUUAAUAUAAUUGUGAUGCAACUAAUUAAUAAAUUGUGCAUGAACGAA
This is a messenger RNA of Polistes canadensis, 6683 nucleotides long. Its product is annotated as probable serine/threonine-protein kinase DDB_G0282963. Gene Ontology annotation, cellular component: intracellular membrane-bounded organelle. NCBI's taxonomy places the organism in Eukaryota, Metazoa, Arthropoda, Insecta, Hymenoptera, Vespidae. Gene Ontology annotation, molecular function: protein binding. The transcript has 18 exons. Gene Ontology annotation, biological process: autophagy. The record is from RefSeq and is a predicted model, not a curated record. Bases 406 to 5961 code for a protein of 1851 amino acids.